Messenger RNA from Saccostrea echinata, 3105 nucleotides. Its product is annotated as insulin-like growth factor-binding protein complex acid labile subunit. The record is from RefSeq and is a predicted model, not a curated record. Gene Ontology annotation, biological process: immune response; toll-like receptor signaling pathway. The transcript is spliced from 2 exons. Gene Ontology annotation, molecular function: protein binding; transmembrane signaling receptor activity. NCBI's taxonomy places the organism in Eukaryota, Metazoa, Mollusca, Bivalvia, Ostreida, Ostreidae. The coding region runs from base 40 to 2685 and encodes 881 amino acids. Gene Ontology annotation, cellular component: membrane.
UCGAUUGUGUGUUUUGUUCCUUUAAAGACCGGUGGGAAGAUGAUGUGUUGGAAUCUCUUUGCCUGCCUUAGCCUUUUGAUGAUGGAUGUUGUGUGGACCGACCAUUGCCCAUCACGGUGUUUUUGCAACAAGGCGCUUACCUCGGUUAAUUGUGAAGGGAAGGGGUUUAUGUCUGUGCCCCCAGGUCUUCCAAAAUCGGUAGAAAAAUUGUACCUUCAACACAAUGAAAUCGCAGACUUGGAGGAGAAAUCGUUUUGUGGCUUACCACAACUUCAAGAAUUAUAUCUACAAAAUAACAAAUUGUCAGUGAUCAAGUCGUUGACCUUUUCGGGGAUUUGCUUAGCGAGUUUAAAGAUUAUACGAUUGGAUAACAACCACAUCGCUACAUUGGAGGAAAAUGCCUUUUUUAACGUCUCAACCCUUAAUAUAACGUACCUCACGAAUAAUUACAUAUCAUCUGUAAACUCCAACGCUUUCUAUCAGUGUUCAGGCAUGACAUUCUUGCAGUUGGCUCAAAAUUAUCUGAGAUCAAUUCCAGCUCUUCAAUGGCUAACUUUGCUGCAACAACUUAGCCUACAAGGAAAUAAAAUAAAAAACGCUACAUUCCCCACAAGUUAUGAGGUGUCGACCUCACUAGCAACUGUGGGUCUCAGCGCUAACGAGGUCGAAAACCUGACUGAUAACACCUUUAAGAGUUUAAGAAACAGUGCAUUAAGAAAGCUAGAAUUAUCCAGAAACAAAAUUACUGAUAUAUCCAGUGGAGCAUUCUUGCCCCUAACAAAACUUGUGUCGUUGGUAAUCAGCCUGAAUCCGUUAACAGCCACAAAGUUACAGGUAGGACUGGAGGGACUGCGAUCAUCCGCCCUUCGCUCACUGAACAUCGCUAGACUGAAUCUAGGAGGACGCUUACCGUCUUCGACCUUCGCACUCCUAAAUGGUACAGGAUUAAAGCAACUACUGAUGAGUAAUAAUCAAAUCAUACAAUUACCGAGUCGAGCAUUUGCUUCCUUAAAGAAUCUAGAACAGAUCGAGCUCAGUGGCUGCAAAAUCCAAACAAUAGCCAACGACACUUUUGCAGGACUGUCUUCACUCACAAAUCUAAAUCUGGCGGAUAACUCUCUCGACAAGGUCCCGAAAAAUCUUCCAUCAAGGCUUAACAUAUUAUAUUUGAAUGGUAAUCAAAUUCUGGCUCUAGAAGAAAAUGCCUUUGUUAACCUUGUUUCCUUGAAGAACCUUUAUUUGGGCGGGAACAAAAUUUCAGAAGUAAACAAAUUUGCCUUUAGAGGAUUAGUGGGCUUACAGAAACUACAUCUCGUUUCAAAUAGCAUUAGCAGUUUAGCAGCAGAAUUGUUUGCUCCAUUUGGAAGGCUUAUUUCUUUGGAACUGAACAAGAACAACUUGAAAACAAUUCAAAAUUCUCCAGACAUAUUCUCGUACAUGACGUCCUUGCUGUAUCUUUCGUUAUCAGAGAACAGUUGCAGUUCUUUGCCCUUGGUGUCAUUCAAGCACCUGCAAUCACUGAAGUACCUUUUUCUCGAUGGUAACGACCUUGGAAAUGUAAUCGAGAGCGACGCUUCUGGGACGCUGUUUUCUGGACUACACAAAUUAGAAACACUUAGUUUAUCGACAAAUUUCCUACACACUCUUCCAAGUCAACUUUUUAAAGAUUUAACAUCCCUGCAGACUCUAAACAUGAAAAGAAAUAGGAUAUCUAGUUGGGGCAAUGGUAUAUUUAAGCACACAGCUGCACUUAGGAGCCUCGACUUCAGUUACAACACCAUUUCAUUGGUGAAUUCGUCUUCUCUUGAAGAUCUCUCAAAAAAUACUAAUUUCCAUAUGCUAAAUUUAAGCAACAAUCCAUUCGCAUGCACUUGUGACCUUCGGUGGUUUAGAGAUUGGGUUAACCAAACUAAAGUGGAAGUUGCAAAUAUUGAGGAUUAUCUCUGCAACACCCCUGGUGAAUGGAAGGGAAAGCAUUUCUUGUCGUUUGAUCGGACUAAAAUUGUCUGUGUUUGGUUUGACCUGUACUUUGUAAUAGGGGUUUCCGUUGCUUCAGCACUUGUUGUCCUUGUAAUUUGUAUUGUGCUCUUUAAGAAGAGAUGGUGGAUUUUGUAUCGGUGUUAUCGUCUUAAUUCAUAUUGUUGCUCUUCACGUAGCACGAGAGAUGGCUACCAGAAGGUAAAUGGUCUUGACGGAGAUGGAUGGGUGUACGACGCCUACUUAUCGUAUGCAGAUGAUGACUAUGUUUGGGUUCUUCAUCACCUAUUGCCAGAUAUUGACUUGGGUGAAUUGACACCAGAAACCCCGUUCAACGGACAAUUCAGAUUAUAUUUCUACGACCGAGAUUCUAUUCCAGGGAGCAGCAUGAUCUCCAGUAUUUCUGACAACAUUGAGAGAAGCAAAAAAGUCAUCAUUGUUUUGACCAAGGAGUACUUGUCCAGUGCAAAACACAAGUUUGAAAUUGAUCUUGCUGUGAAAUUGAAAUCUGAUGGCGUCAUCGAUGACAUCAUUGUCAUUAAUGUAGAGGGCGUUCCUUUCAAGUGUAUUCCGAAAUCACUUCAAAGGAAAAUUUCCAGGGAAGAGUUUUUACUGUGGGAGAAUGAGGACAAUGCGAAAAAAGUUUUUAAAGAAAAACUAAAACGUGAAUUGAAUAAAGUCACCAAAGCUACUGAAGUGGAGGUUUGAAACUACUUAUCUUAAAGACAGAAGUAAGAGUAAUGAAAUGAUAAUUUUCUACUGUCUUGGAAGAUCUGUCGAAAUUAUGAAAUGUGCAUCGCUCAUUCUGUAUAUUGUUUUCAUGCAUGAUCAUAUUUGAUUAAUGGCUUAUGAGAGAUAUUUCUAGUAUACGUUUACAUUCAAGCUGUUAUUGUUUUUGUUUUUUUCGUUUACUGUACAUAAUGGAACACUAAAUAGUUGUUCCAACCAUAUAUACUUUACACUUUUCUUUAAGCAUUUACUGUGGACAUACGCAAUGUACCUUACCUCCUGAUAUUUUCAAGAUAUUCUUAAUUUAAGAUUAUAGUGCCAUCAGAUAUUCGUAGACAAAAAAUCAGCAUGCAUUACCAGGGGUUUUGAAAAGAUAUCAAUUGAUGAAAAUUCUUGUAC